Molecule: messenger RNA, 544 nt
Organism: Aspergillus welwitschiae
Lineage: Eukaryota; Fungi; Ascomycota; Eurotiomycetes; Eurotiales; Aspergillaceae
Exons: 3
Coding region: 210-365 (51 amino acids)
Source: RefSeq, a predicted model, not a curated record
GGCGGUGCAAUCGAUAAGGCGGCUGCCUACGGAGUACGGGGGAUCGACAUCUAUAGUGUUUUAGCCACCCUCCAUCUUAUAUCUACUGGGAUAUCUGGCAACAAGCUUGUUGUUCAUCUCAACAGAUAUCAUCGCCUCCUUCCGUCUUCGUGACUACUAGCAAUACGUUUCACAAGUAUACAUAGCAGCGAUCUCUAAUCCAGAACAAAAUGCCAACGCCUUUAGAUCGCGCGUUGAACUCCAAGAACCUAUUUCUAGGGUUUGCUGGAAUGGUGACUGCAGCGGCCGCUUGGGCCAUCUGGGGUAGCGAUGUGUUCCCCGCUGAAGCUGACCCAACUGGAGGCACGGAUCGAUAUCCUCUGUGAUUGUAGGUAUACCAAGCUGACGUCUAAAAGAUCCGGAGAAUUGGACUGCAGAUGAAAUGCGGAGAUGGCUUCGAGUUGUAUGUUUUCUUCUUCCUUCGUAAACAAAACAGUCAAUGUCGCCAAAAAAGAGCAAUGGUUUCUAACUGUCACUCCAAGAGGGGCCUUUUGCCCAGCGAAAG